AUGCACGGGGAAACUACGCCUUUAAUCCACCACGAAAGAAGAUUAAGUCAUGUAUCUGAGAUUGACGAGAACGAGGUUGUAUCAUAUGUUCGACAAAAAAGGGAGUCAAUAGUGUCGGCCAAAGACGACAUGCCGAGACCGGUCAUUGUUUCACACCAUGAAGUAGCUUCGCCAACGGGUUUAGCUCCACGGGGGAGCCGUGAAGACUUUUCAUCUUUGAGUCCUCAAGUAUCUCGCUCAACUUCACAUUCACAAACUGUCGGCGAAAUCUUGCUCCAUCAUAGUCAAGACAUUGGACCUGAGCCGAAAACCAGUCUUUGGAGAGAGACCAAGAUUUUAUUGAAAUGUUCGGUUCCAAUUGUCAUUACCUUUUUGCUUCAGUAUUCACUCACAUUUGCGUCGGUGCUAUCUGUGGGAAGACUAGGAUCAACCGAGUUAGCUGCUGUCAGUCUUAGUUCCAUGACUGCAAACAUUAGUGGUUAUGCAAUCAUACAGGGUGUUUCUACAUGCCUCGACACGUUGUGUGCUCAAGCAUUUGGGAAAAAAGAGUUGAACCAAGUCGGAGUUGCCUUUUUGAGAUGCAAUUACUUAUUAUUGUUGUGCUGCAUUCCAACAGUCAUGAUCUGGAUCAAUUCAAGAACCAUAUUAGGCUUGCUUGUUCCGGAGCAGCCGGAAUUGUGUGAAUUAGCUUCACAGUACCUCCAAGUUCUCUCAAUUGGACUACCUGGCUUUCUCUUGUUUGAAAAUGCCAAACACUUUCUCCAAUGUCAAGGAAUUUUCCAUGCAUCAACUUGCGUAUUGGUCAUUUGCGCACCUGUCAAUGCUAUUUUGAAUUAUACACUCGUUUGGAAUAAGUCGAUUGGGGUUGGAUUUAUUGGAGCUCCCAUCUCGGUGGUGAUUACAAACUGGCUCAUGUGUGGACUAUUGUACGGCUAUAUCUUUUUCAUUGAUGGGUACCAAUGUUGGCCAAAGCAGAAUUUGUUGGACAAAGUGUUUUUCAGAAACUGGGACAGAAUGAUUAAACUUUCAAUCCCAGGCGUUUUAAUGGUGGAGGCAGAAUGGCUCGCAUUUGAAAUUAUCACUUUUGAAGCUGCCAAAUUUGGUACGACUACCUUGGCAGCACAGUCGAUUGUAAGCACCACUUUGGUAGUACUCUACCAGAUCCCAUUUGGAAUGAGUGUCGUGUGCUCAACCAGAAUUGCGUGGUAUAUUGGAGCUGCUUCUAGAUUUGCUGCGCAAUUAGCCACCAAAGCUUCAGUGUACACUUCGAUUGUUUUUGGGUUUAUUAAUUGUGCAAUCUUGCUCACAUUUAGACAUUCGUUGGCAAAGUUGUACACCAAAGAGCAAGAAGUGAUAGACGUGGCUGCAAAAGUGCUUGUUGUUGGUGCAGCUUACCAAAUCAGUGACUUUGUAUCCUGCUCAACCGGUGGCGUGUUGCGGGGUCAAGGACGGCAAUACAUUGGUGGUAUCCUAAAUUUGAUUGGCUACUACCUCAUAGCUUUACCUUUUGCUUAUUAUUUUGCGUUUGUUUGCAAAUUGGAGUUGAUUGGAUUGUGGUUUGGAAUGAUUAUUGCGUUGUUGGUGGUUAGUUUUUCUCAAUUGUACUUUACUGUGACAAGUGAUUGGGGGAAGAUUAUUGAUGAAUGUGUCAGCGAGGGUGUUGCUGAUGAGGGAAACUUGACAAUCGAUGCGCAUUCGUUGUUGCCCAGUAUGAGUUCUACAAUUGUUGUGUGA
This is a messenger RNA of Lodderomyces theae, 1734 nucleotides long. RefSeq lists its product as uncharacterized. The record is from RefSeq and is a predicted model, not a curated record. NCBI's taxonomy places the organism in Eukaryota, Fungi, Ascomycota, Pichiomycetes, Serinales, Debaryomycetaceae. Gene Ontology annotation, cellular component: membrane. Gene Ontology annotation, biological process: xenobiotic detoxification by transmembrane export across the plasma membrane. Gene Ontology annotation, molecular function: xenobiotic transmembrane transporter activity; antiporter activity. The transcript has a single exon. The coding region runs from base 1 to 1734 and encodes 577 amino acids.